Messenger RNA from Rhizoctonia solani, 714 nucleotides. RefSeq lists its product as uncharacterized. The transcript has 5 exons. The record is from RefSeq and is a predicted model, not a curated record. Gene Ontology annotation, biological process: COPII-coated vesicle cargo loading. NCBI's taxonomy places the organism in Eukaryota, Fungi, Basidiomycota, Agaricomycetes, Cantharellales, Ceratobasidiaceae. Gene Ontology annotation, molecular function: zinc ion binding; SNARE binding. The coding region runs from base 1 to 714 and encodes 237 amino acids. Gene Ontology annotation, cellular component: COPII vesicle coat; endoplasmic reticulum exit site.
AUGGCCGACCAACAGUUGCCUCCAGGAUGGAUUUCUCAAUGGGAUGAAACGUAUCAACGACCGCUGUUUAUUCAGCCUGCAACUGGGCAUACCCAAUGGGAGCCCCCGAUUGUAGAUGCUGAACAACACCAGCCUUCCGUGGAAGAGUAUCAACAAGCCCCUCCAACAACAGCCUCUUCCAAGCGUCGCCAAUACGCUGCUGGUCAGUCUCAAGCAUACUCUGGUGCAGCCGACCUGCCACCUGUUCAGCCCCAAAGUUAUGGUGAUCCAAACACUGGAGUGGUCCUGACACAACAGCCCCCAUACUAUGGACAAGACCAAGGCUAUGGAGGACCGGGAGCGCCUCAAGCAUAUGGCCAGCCGCCGCCUCAACAAUACACUCAGCAGGUGAACCAGAUGGCGAAUCAAUUUGCUCAGAUGGGCAUGGGAGGGCACCAAACUUAUGGAGUUCACACAACAAACCUAAUUGGAGCAUAUUUGGAUCCCCAAGAACUUCUAGCGCCUCCCCCCGAAAUCAGACUCCCUCCUAAUGCUGCUAUCAAUCCGUCGCCAGCUUCCAACGCUGAUCCAUCGUAUAUGCGAUGUACAGUAGGCGCAAUGCCAGCAACCAAUGCACUGCUCACCAAAACAAAAUUGCCGCUCGCCUUAAUACUUUCCCCCUUCCGCUCCGUUCGCGAAUCGGACAACGACGCUGAAGUGCCAGUGGUGGACUGA